ACAAGUGUAUACAAUGUACCUCUGGUGAAUUGCAAUCGUUUCGAAUGUAGUUACGGCUUCCGCGCCUCCCUCGCGAUCUUCUUCAUGAUCCCAACCAUAUCUGUAUAGUUCACCUACUGCCAGAUAUUCUCACACAGGAAGUCGAGCCGCUGCGCAAGUAAUACUCGCUCCUAUAUAAGAACAGCGAAGGUCUUGAGAAUCACUACAUUUCAGCCUCUGUAUUCGUUCUCAGUGACACGGUCAAUCGUCUUCAAUAACAAAUGGAUAAUCUCGUCCGGAAGAUAAUAUUGUCGUUGGUGGUAAACGUGGGUUUAGUUUACUGUGAGCCACCCUUAAAUACGCAAUACGGAGUACCUGGAAAUUACGCAGGAGGAGGUAAUGGUCAUGGAACGCUAACAAACAGUUACGGUACUCCUGUUGGUGGCGGUCACGAUGAGAAUCAAGAUUACAUCGACAAUCAGCCAAAAUCUUACGAGUUUGGAUAUGCAGUAAAGGAUGAAGCGACCGGAAAUGACUUUGGACGAAGAGAGACCAGUGAUGGUGAAACUGUACGAGGGGAAUACAGGGUUCAACUUCCGGAUGGAAGAACACAAAUAGUGACUUACACGGCCGAUUGGAGGACCGGCUUUCAUGCUGAUGUCCGAUAUGAGGGUGUUGCCACAUAUCCCGACCAGUACAACACGAACAAUAAUGGCUACAAUAACAACGCCCCUUCUGGUUAUGAUUAUCCCGGAAACAACAUUGACAACUCCUAUAACACUGGUAACAAUGCGGGUUACAACAAUUACCAGAACGGAGGCGGAAAUUAUAAUGCUGGACCCAACUAUAAUUAUCAGUACGGCUCCAACUCUGUGGACAACAAUUACAACAGCAACAAUUUCAACAGCUAUGCAGGAUAUUCGAGUAAUUCCUUUGGAUCGGGGAGUCCAACACCUACAUAUGGAACACCAGCUUACCAUUAAACGUUCAGAUACUUCUUUAAAACAAACACUUCUCUUUUACCUCUUGUUUUUUUUCAAUUUUUUGUCAAAAAAAAAAAAUUCAAUUUUCCAUGGGGAAAAAAAUAAGUUUAAUUUCUAAAUAUAUAAAUAGCAUCAUCUACAUGACUAGAGGAAUUAAUAAUGAAAUUCUCUCUAAAGAAAGUUCAUUAACUCUUGUGAUAAUUUAUUCUAUUUUUGAUUGCAACAUUCUGUUUUAUCCAUAUUGCCAAAGAAGACAGAAUCAAUCGAAAAGAAAAGAAAAAUUGCUUUUUUUUUCUUAAUUUUUAUUUUUGACAUUUUUUUAUUCUGUGUUACAUGGAAAUAAUAUUUAUAGAGAAUUAUCCA
Leptopilina heterotoma is the source of this 1325-nucleotide messenger RNA. Its product is annotated as pro-resilin-like. The coding region runs from base 261 to 962 and encodes 233 amino acids. The transcript is spliced from 4 exons. The record is from RefSeq and is a predicted model, not a curated record. Lineage: Eukaryota; Metazoa; Arthropoda; Insecta; Hymenoptera; Figitidae. Gene Ontology annotation, cellular component: extracellular matrix.